Molecule: messenger RNA, 2124 nt
Organism: Dovyalis caffra
Lineage: Eukaryota; Viridiplantae; Streptophyta; Magnoliopsida; Malpighiales; Salicaceae
Source: the annotation of a GenBank genome assembly
AUGAGUGGCGCUUCUAUACUCAGGGGCCUCCGCUCGAACAAAACCCUCAACCUCCGAACCCGACACACGGACGUCAAAGACUUAACCAAACAAAUCCUAACUCACCUCAACGCCAAUCGCCUUAAACAAGCCGUUUCUAUUCUCUUUACAUCUCCUGAUUGCUUCUCUUAUUCCCUUUACGUCCAUCUCUUCCAGCUUUGCUCUUCCAAUCUCGCUAUCAUCGAGGCUCGAAAGGUUGAAUCACAGUUACUUGGUGCCUGUAGAAAACCUCCAACCUUCCUUUUGAAUAGAGCCAUAGAGACUUUUGGGAAAUGCGGGUGUUUGCAAGCUGCUAAGGAACUGUUUGAUGAAAUGCCUCUAAGAGAUGGUGGAACUUGGAACGCCAUGAUUAGGGCUUGUUUGCAAUGUGGUAGCUCCGAUAAAGCGUUGAGUUUUUUUCAGGAUAUGCAUAAGGAAGGGCUUUAUGCGAAUGAGAUUACCUUUGCUAGUGCUUUGGGAGCAUGUGGUGAUGUCCUGGAACUAUGUCUUGCGAGGCAAAUUCAUGGGCUUAUUAUGAAAUAUGGGUUUUGUGGGAAUGUGAUUUUAGGGAGUUCGCUUGUUGAUGUGUAUGGUAAGUGUGAAGCUAUGAGUGAAUCAAGGAGGAUUUUUGAUGAGAUUGAGAGUCCUAAUAAUGUCACUUGGAAUAUUAUUGUUAGACGGUAUCUUGAGAUGGGUGAUGAAAACGAGGCAGUGAUCAUGUUUUUUAAGAUGUUCCGUUCGAAAGUUAGGCCAUUGAGUUAUACCUUUUCUAACGCCCUUGUUGCAUGUUCGGGUAUGCGUGCAGUCAAGGAGGGAAUGCAAAUCCAUGGAGUUGCAAUUAAGAUUAAUUUUGAGGAGGAAGAGGUAGUUUUGAGUUCACUCAGUGAUAUGUAUGUAAAAUGUGGGAAAAUAGAAAGUGCUCGUAGGGUUUUUGACCUGCCUGGUUCUAGAGAUUUGAUCUCUUGGACUUCAAUGGUGACAGCUUAUGCAAUGAGUGGGAGACUGAGAGAAGCAAGGGAACUUUUUGAUGAGAUGCCUGAACGGAAUGUGAUCUCAUGGAAUGCAUUAUUGGCAGGUUACACUCGUUUCCUGCAAUGGGAAGAGGCCUUAGAGUUUGUUUAUCUGAUGUGUAGGAAAGCUGAAAAAAUUGAUCACAACACUUUUCAAUUGAUGCUUAAUGUAUGUGCUGGCGUAUCAGAUGUUGACAUGGGGAAGCAGAUACAUGGGUUCAUUUAUCGACUUGGUCUCAGUUCCAACAUUGUUAUUGGAAAUGCCCUUCUUGACAUGUACAGCAAGUGUGGAAACUUGAGAAGUGCUGGAGUUUGGUUUCGACAAAUUAAACAGUCACGGGAUAGCGUUUCUUGGAACAUUUUGUUGACCAGCUAUGCUCGUCAUCAAAUGAGCGAACAAGCUAUGUCCAUUUUCCGGGGAAUGCAAUGGGAGACAAAACCACAUAAAUUUAUAUUUGCUACUCUUUUGGCAGCUUGUGCAAAUACUUUUGCACUUGAUCAAGGCAAACAAAUUCACGGUUUCAUGAUCAGAAAUGGUUAUGAACUAGACACUGUGAUCACAGGAGUUUUAGUUGACAUGUACUCUAAAUGCCGAUGCCUUGAAUAUGCUCUAAUUGUUUUUAGAGAGGCUGAUGGACGGGAUUUGGUUCUUUGGAACUCCGUGAUUUUGGGUUGUUGUCACCUUGGAAGGGGUAAAAUGACACUUCAAUUAUUUGGAUUUAUGGAGGAGGAAGGAAUUAAGCCAGAUAAAGUCACCUUUCAAGGUAUCUUGCUUGCUUGUGUAUAUGAGGGUCAUGUUGAUUUGGCUAGGCAUUAUUUCAAUUCAAUGAGCAGUAAAUAUUGUAUUAUACCGAGGCUGGAGCACUACGAGUCCAUGAUUGAACUCUUUAGUCGGUAUGGGUGCAUGAAUGAGCUUGGGAAUUUUAUCAAGGAAAUGCCUUUUGAUCCCACAGUCCCCAUGUUGACAAGAAUUGUAGCUGCAUGUAAAGAGCAUCAGUGUUUGAGAUUGGGAGAAUGGGCUGCUAAACGACUCAAUGAAUUGAAUCCUUCAGCUUCUUUGCCCUUUGAAAUCGCAGACAGAACCAAAUUCACUUAG